AUGGAGAAGCAGGAAUCUUUGGGGGCUGCUAGCGGCCUCGACGGAGAAUCUCCUGGAGGGCCAACCAGGGGAGUUCCCCGAGGCAUCGGAGGAGUCGAGGCAGGCGCCGGGCUGCCCUCCGGAGUAACCAUGUUUCACGGCUCUGGGCCCCCCAUACACUCCGGGGGAACCGUAAUUGGCAGUCCUGGUUCUAGCCAGCCCUCAGGAGGGACAGCAGUCCUCGGUUCCGACCUCAACCGGCAUCCCGGGUCCGGUACACACCCUGGCGGGCUUAAUCCCCCCUUCCCUGAAAACAGUGUAUCCGGGACGUCCAACCUGGGGUCCGGGGGACCUGGGGUGUACAACUCGGGAUACGUUCCGCACUCCGGGUCAACUUGCAUGCACCCCGACAAACCCUGUGAGGACCGGCCCCGGAGCAUACUAAAAAACAGCAGCUCCACCGUGAUGCACAAAUCCCCCAGGGCGGAGAGGAAAAAGUCUCAGCGCUGGGAUGAAAUGAAUAUUCUGGCUACCUACCACCCUUCUGACAAGGACUAUGGAUUUAUGAGGGUGGAUGAGCCCCGCACUCCCUAUCACAGGCUGCAGGACAUCGAUGAAGACCUGCUCUCGGGGACCUCUCACACAAUGACUCCUGAGGAGCUAGCAGAGAGGUUUGCAACAAUGGACAAUUUCUGCCCCAAGGUCUUCCUGUACAGUGAUAACAGAAGCUCAGGGUCUUCAGACAACUUUUCCAAGACACAAUCCAGUGAUUUCGAAAAGCGCCGCAAGGCACACUACAAUGAAGGAAAGUUCCUCAAGGCUCGGAAAAACCUGCCCUUGGAUAAUAACAAGAACAGCAGUGUGGGUGGUGUCAGUAUGAGCAAUGGCAGUCGAGAUGUGAUGCUGGCCUCAGAGCCCAGGCCUGUGGAGAGAGGCGGGGCAAGAGGACAGACCAGGGGAGUCAAAGAUGAGCGUGGCCUGGUGGCCAGGAACCACUUCCUAGGAGUCAAAGGUUAG
This is a messenger RNA of Kogia breviceps (pygmy sperm whale), 996 nucleotides long. The record is from RefSeq and is a predicted model, not a curated record. Lineage: Eukaryota; Metazoa; Chordata; Mammalia; Artiodactyla; Physeteridae.